ACACAAGGUCGGAAUGGGGCUUCCCCAGCUGAAUGCUGCAGCGUUUGAAGACUGUGUCGAUCAGCUAGCCCACACGCGUUCCGUUCGUACAACAGAGAACAUCACCUGGCAUCACAUCUAGAGGUGUUCCCACCCUAGGAUCGGAGAACUUUCGUUUUCUGUGCUUAUAAACCGUGUUUUGCUUUUUGUUUGUGUGUGGAAGCCCGAAGGAGUGUGGGUCGCUCUGAUAGCGAGUCAGUGACAGCAUCGCUUCCAAAUCUCCCAAAUUAGUCUCGCUCUUGGAUUCUUAAUGGAGCGCUUCACAAAGCUGCAGGAUCAACAAGAGGCUCCGGACUCAGGGUACUUGUCUGAGUUGCAGAGCAGCUCCGAUGUGGCGUCGUCAGCACUUUCGAUAGCUGCACCACAAGCUGCCGAGCCCAGUGGUGACUCCGGAAUCAAUUUGGACUACAGUCGCUCCCAGAGCUCGGAAGCUUGGAAGGAAAUUUACAAGCAGGACGAUAAUGGAGAUACUCAACUCCAUAUCCGAUUGGCGACGGUCGAUCACGAAAACCGGAAACAGCUUCCCGGCGUUCUUCUGGAAUACCUGAGGGCUACGCCGCAUCCAGAUCUCCUCGAAAUCACCAACGACUGGGGACAGACCGCUCUGCAUGUAGCUUGCGAGCACGAGGAUGUCACAUGUGCGCGAAUGCUCGUGUGCGCCGGAGCGAUCGCGAAUCGGGCGGACUCGAUGCUCUACACGCCUCUACACAUCGCUUCCGGGAAAGGCAAUCUGAUGCUCCUCAAAGCUCUCGUAGAUCCCAUAACUACAGAAGAAGUAUCCGACUUAGGAUUGACGCUAUACGGUGUAAGCCCGUCGGCGCCACGCACAAAACUCGCUGAGAUAUCGUCGUUGUGUUCGCGUGGGAUGACUCCCAUGCAUCUGGCGAUCACGUCAGGAAAUCGCCAAGUGCUCCAGGAGCUUUUGAAUCUUGCCAUUGAUUUCGACACUCGCGAACUUCUCGAGGGUCGCACAGCUCUCCAUCUCGCUGCAGAUCUCCGCAGACCAGACAUGCUGCGCUUGCUGCUCGAAUACGGAGCCGCAGUCGAUGGGACCGACUACAGCGGGCGGACGGCUCUCGCCCGGGUUCUCCAGCAGCGACCGAUCCAAGCUUGCGAAGAACUCGACCUUAUGGACUCGAUCCUGCGAGCGCAUGGGGCGCAGGAGCCUGAAGCUGACGACAUGGAGAGCGAUCCUGACGAUGACGACGAAGACGAGCGUCACCAAUGCAGUUUUCAAGAGUGUUCCAAAGUUGCCUGCUGCUAGUGAUGAAAAAAUCAGCGAGAAGAGUAGCUGAAAAAAAUUCGCCAUUUUGUGUAUCGACAACAUUGUCCAAAAAAUGCAAUAUCUACUUCGAUUGUUCUGGAUACGAGUAACCAGAAGGUACGUUUUGUAGAGCUGAUCUUCGAGCCACGAGCUCAGCACAAAAGGAGGGAAGCGAAAACCUACCACUGUUUUCGUAUCAGCACUUGUAACAAGAUGUCUCCGGUCACGCAUCUUGGACAGCGUGUCCAACUCCCGAUCCGCUUUCUUUCGAACUGUGUGUACUGCUCUGUACAGAAUCCUGUAUGGAAACCCACGUGGUAAUGGGGAUUUCAUUGUUGUUGAGAAACUUUUCCUACAGAUGUUGAGAUUUCACUUCUCUGAGGAUCCGACCGGAGCCAGCGUUUCUCAUGAAUUUCGCAUGGGAUCCUCGCGAGAUAUCGCUCGGGAGACCGCUCGGUAAUGAUCGGUGAGCGCGAUGAUACAGCUCCUUCAUCAUCACCAAGGACCGCCCCCUCUCCUGCGUGACGUGAGUUGGAUUCACAGAGCCAGCUUGAGGAGGUCCUGAUGAGUUCUGCCCAUGAGUGUCCCAGGGUGUGGAAAUCACACUCUGUCUACAUAUUUAUUUAAGAUCAUACAUUCACCUACAUAGCGUGAUGCCAUUGUCGUGUUCUGCUUUCGGAACAAGGAUCGCGGGUUUCAGCGGUGUAAAUUUGACAAAUACAAAAAUAGUGUUGGAAGACUAUCCUGGGCGACUUGCUGUGACCCAGCUUGGCCUACCGUACAGGAAGUUUGAACCAUCUCACAGAUUUACCCUGAGAUGCGAACGUCGGUACGAUUAGAGAAUUUCACAAGUGUGUUGAACGAGAACUCGAUAUCGGAUUGAAUAAAAACAGAAAGAGUGUUUUGCCAACGGAAACGAAA
Molecule: messenger RNA, 2224 nt
Organism: Galendromus occidentalis (western predatory mite)
Lineage: Eukaryota; Metazoa; Arthropoda; Arachnida; Mesostigmata; Phytoseiidae
Gene: cact
Product: NF-kappa-B inhibitor cactus
Exons: 5
Coding region: 290-1303 (337 amino acids)
Biological process (GO): cellular response to tumor necrosis factor
Cellular component (GO): cytosol
Molecular function (GO): NF-kappaB binding
Source: RefSeq, a predicted model, not a curated record